Sycon ciliatum is the source of this 2309-nucleotide messenger RNA. RefSeq lists its product as uncharacterized. Gene Ontology annotation, molecular function: hexosyltransferase activity. Gene Ontology annotation, cellular component: Golgi membrane. Lineage: Eukaryota; Metazoa; Porifera; Calcarea; Leucosolenida; Sycettidae. The record is from RefSeq and is a predicted model, not a curated record. The transcript has a single exon. Bases 266 to 1576 code for a protein of 436 amino acids.
UGGUGAAGUGUGGCACUCAGCAGAUCAGAGUACCACUCCACUGUGUGUGACUUUUUCAGUGUUUUGUGGACUUGUUUGUCAACCUGUUGUUUCGUUUUGUGACUCAAAUUAAUCAUGUUCCUUUCUACUCGUACUCAUUGUGGCAUUCUAUGGUUUUGAGGUGGACAGGCGAGAUCUGGAGAGCUAGAAUUUAGGAUUUCUGAAUGUGAAAUGACCUGCAAUUGGCGGGCAGGCGAGAUCGAGGGCUAGAUUUGAGGAUUUCUGCAUGUGGACAACGAGAAGGCAGGGAGUAGCAGGAAUGCCACUACUAGGUAUCAAGUCCUCUCCUUCACUGAUCUCAAGCAGACCCCGCUCCCCUGGAUGUCAUUGCAACUACGGGCUGAUUUUGUUCUGCGCAGUCACCGCCUCUCUCCUAGUUUUUCUGCGUACCAAUAGCUCGAAACCAUCUGCUUCUGGGCAUGAAAGCAGCUUCGUAGAUUAUUCGUUUCGGCGGGGGCCUAAAGAAUCCCCUGUUUCUCCGUCGCUGCAGCCUGUUCCAAACAUCCGCGAGUCGAAUGCAAGAAUCCUCCCGCCCGAUCUCUUCUCGCGGAAAGCUCCGCCCAAUGUUGCCCAUUCUGACAUUAGUGUGCUGUUUGUCACCAAGACCAAACCGACAAACUAUGAGCGUCGUUCACUGUCCAGACAGGGUUGGCAGUCCAGAGCAAGACAGGACUCUGUCUGCUGGUGUGUUUUGAAUCACACAGAGCUCUGUGGUCAUGGAAACGAGGUGUGCCAGUACAGAUCGCUACGUUGGUCGCAGCGAUUUGCUGUGGGCGGUCACUCUGUGCCAGCAGAAGUCGUGAAUGAGAUCGCCACCAAAUCCGAUUUCCUGCUGUACCCCGGCGUGGAUUCGUAUAGUCAUCUGACUUGGAAAGUACUAUGGAUACUGAAGUACGCUACCCAGCGCGUUGAAUUCAACUACCUGAUACUGCUGGAUGAUGACUGCUUCGUGCAGCUGUGGCGAGUAUACGAUUACCUGAGCACAGCGCCGAGAAAGCGCCUCUACGCGGGCCACGUCGAUCCAGGUCCGGUGAGCGUGUCGCGCAGCACGCGCAGCCGCUGGCAGGUCAGCGUACAGCAGUACGAGGAGCCAAACUACCCCCAGUACGCCUGGGGCGCGGGCCUUAUUCUCAGUCGAGACGUGGCGUCGCUGACAGUGUCCACGGCGGAGCACUGGAAACGGCCGUGGUUCGGUGUGGACGACGCGUUCAUGGGCGUACUGCUCAACUCAUCCGGUGUGCCGGUGGUGGACAUUGAGCAGAUCUACACGGCUGGCUGGCACAAGACACUGGGCUGCCGCACAGACUACUCACUACGCAGCACUCAGCCUCUCAUUGUUGCGGGCAGCAAUGACGAAAUGCUGUAUUUUAUCGAUGCGGCAACGCGAAAGAUCUCACUGUGCACAGUUAUGGAUGGCCCGCUGCGUGACCUUGCCAUUCUUGUCACGUCCAGCUUCUUCCCAUGGGCAAUUGCCUGUGCGUUGGUGGCGGUCAUUGUAGUGUGUGUUUACAUUAGUAGAAUCAGUACUGCUCGCUAGAGUGAACAUUUAGGAACGAACUGAUCGACUGCUGUUGCGUCUUGAAGCUUGAGAAUGUGGAGUUAGCCCCAGGCCUCUCUCUCUCUCUCCUCUCUCUCUCUCUCUCUCUCUCUCUCUCUCUCUCUCUCUCUCUCUCUCUCUCUCUCUCUCUCUCUCUCUCUCUUCCUCUGUUGCACUCACAUGCAACCUUGAGUACCCUAGUCAACUGCACGCAAGGCAUGGGAUGUGCGAGCCGGUUCUAUUUUUAACCUUCAGUUGCGAGCCUUGUUGAUCAAGGUACAGCAUAAUCACACGUCUGUUUGAGGUAAACGAAAAAUAGAACAAACACAUCAGAUCGUAACGGGCGUGUCGGAGAAAGGAGUUUCAACAAUGCGAUGAAAAGAAUGCGAUGAAUAGAACAAUUGUUGCCGACAUAAUACCAAAUCAGAUCCUAUUUAUAUUUAGUAUUAAUUUUUAUCCAUUAGAAUAUACUUAGCUUUUAGGGUUUGCUUCCCGAGAUCAGGUAUAUGUACUCGCACUUUGCUUACAUCCUGCAGCUAUUAUGUGUUCAGAGAUUUUUCACAAUACAGCAUUACAAUGAUGAACAGUGUCUACUUUUUUUUUUAGGGUGUUUCAAUUUGUGCAUUGCGGGCUUGCUGUUUGUUUGCCUUGUUUUUAUAACGGCAUUGCUUGCUGCUUGGUCUAGGUGACUAUCAAUCUCGUGUAUUUGUGCUCUUGUGCACUGUGGGUUUGA